AUGUCCGGAGCUCUAAGAAACCUCGCCGCAAGGCAAUACCAGCGCGCCCUCGGCGAAUGGCCCCGCGACGCCCUGCGCCCCGAAUGCCAGCUCCAAGACGUCCUCUCCAAGCGUCUGCAGAAGAACAACGGCAGCCUGUUGCCCAAUACCACGGCGUUCAACAAGUUGUCGGGCAAGGCCAAGGAGGAGGCGGAGAUCAAGCAGGCUAAUGCGCUGAUUGGGUUGUUGGAGAAUAGGUUUAAGAAUAAGUAUCGCAUCACCGGCGAGAUUCUCAAGCCCAAGAGCAACCCCAAGUACUAUUCCGAUCUGGUCAAGGAGCUCGAGGAGGCGCCCAACAGAACCUUCUUCGGCAGGAUGGCCAAGAGACUGGGAGGUAUCAUUCGCUUCCAGUCGUAA
Molecule: messenger RNA, 396 nt
Organism: Sordaria macrospora k-hell
Lineage: Eukaryota; Fungi; Ascomycota; Sordariomycetes; Sordariales; Sordariaceae
Biological process (GO): mitochondrial respiratory chain complex III assembly
Cellular component (GO): mitochondrion; Cbp3p-Cbp6 complex
Molecular function (GO): ribosome binding
Source: RefSeq, a predicted model, not a curated record